AUGGGCUUCCUCGCGCUCGGCCCCGAUGUCCUGCUUCGCAUCCUCCGUGCAGCAGAUGUGCAUACAGUGGUUCAAACGGGGAUGGUCUGUCGCGCAUUGCACGAGCUGGCGCGGUCGAAGCAGCUCUGGAUCGCCCUUCUCUCUCGGCUAAAGCGCCGCGGGCUCGUCGCGCUCCCGCCCCAUGCGACUCUCAGCCAAUAUUCAACGCAUGAGCUUGUUGCGCUUGUUAAGCGUGUUGUACUUGGUCCCUUCGUCUGGCAGUCCCUUUCGUCGUCUCCGAACGGCUCGCAGGCAGAGGAGAUUCUCCAUCGCUUCCCCCUCCCUUUGAAACCCAGCACCCCUGGCACCUCUUCCGAUCCCGACGCUACUCUCUCCCGCGCGGAGGCGCUACCUGGGGGGCGGCAUGUCCUAAUAGAGCGACAUAAUGAGCGACAAGAGCUUUGGGACGUCGCAGAGGCAAAGUGUAUUUGGGACCAUGACACCACAACAAAGAUGGUAAUGCUGCCGGUCUAUGAAAGGGAGGAGAUUGUCGUGUGCAUGUUCGAGCGGGCAGUACCUGUGUCUUCCCUCGCCGUUGUGGUCAUCGAUCUUGCGACCAAUACCGCAGCACCGGCACUCCGACUCUCCAUCCCAGAUUAUGUCGUUGCUUUCCGCCCGCAUUUUGUGCUCUCGGCCUACGCACCGCUCGUCGCACUGGAGACGAACUUCAUCCAGCCACAGGGCCUGCGACGGGCGUUCAUCAUCAUAGAUAUGAACACGAGCAAAUUCUGCGUACUGAAGGGCUGUUUCGUCACAAGGACCGUCCAGUUUCUCCCCAGCCAUGUCGCCGUCCUUGCUGACCCAGAUGGAGGCGCCGAAACACCGACGCAAAUUAAUUUGAUCUUCUAUGCACUUGCAGACCUUACUGCAGACCUUUGGCUGCCACUUGUUGAUCUCCCUUUACUUUCUCACGCCGACCUAGUCGCUCCGGACAAUGUAUACUCACCGGCACCGUUAAAUUCAUUAACGCAAACCUUUUUCUACGCGACCGACCGGCGCCUGAUCGAGAAGCAACUGGAGCUAGUCGUCCACUCCUCCGUUCUGCACAGCAACACGUACCUCCUCUCAUGGUACUGCGGCGGUCACUACAUGGCUGCCGCUGAGGAUGGCACGCGCGACCCCGAAUACACCUUUGCGCGAUACCACUUCCGGCCAGGCGUCAAACCCAGCGUCACACCCCUGACUAGUACGACGCGCCGCUUCGAUCCGCACUGGUUCGCGCAUCUUGGAUUCGCCGGCUCGACUGGGGAGGGCCCGACAUACGCCGGCUUCGCGCGCCGCAUCCACAACCCGUAUUCCGCGAUCGGCUUUGACGGCCCGCUGAACUCGGCCGCGGCGCUGUCAGACCGCACGAUUCGCGCCGUUGGGCUCAGGAAGCUCGCGAUGGAGCCGUACACCCCGGUUGUUGUCGCAUGGUGGGAGGAGGGUACGGAGCUCGAUGUGGUUUAUCUGGCCUGA
This is a messenger RNA of Mycena indigotica, 1497 nucleotides long. RefSeq lists its product as uncharacterized. Bases 1 to 1497 code for a protein of 498 amino acids. Lineage: Eukaryota; Fungi; Basidiomycota; Agaricomycetes; Agaricales; Mycenaceae. The record is from RefSeq and is a predicted model, not a curated record. Gene Ontology annotation, molecular function: protein binding. The transcript has 3 exons.